Messenger RNA from Vitis riparia (riverbank grape), 1815 nucleotides. Its product is annotated as SRSF protein kinase 1. The record is from RefSeq and is a predicted model, not a curated record. Bases 210 to 1544 code for a protein of 444 amino acids. Gene Ontology annotation, biological process: protein phosphorylation; spliceosomal complex assembly; regulation of mRNA processing. The transcript is spliced from 4 exons. Lineage: Eukaryota; Viridiplantae; Streptophyta; Magnoliopsida; Vitales; Vitaceae. Gene Ontology annotation, molecular function: ATP binding; protein kinase activity.
AGAAAAAGGAGAGAAAAGUGGAAGGGGCUUCAGCCUUGUGUUGAAGGCCACACAUCAUAACAGUCUCUCCUCCUCUGAAGGAAAAUUCUUCCGUCUAAAUUUCCACAUCAAAUACGAGGAAAAAUCGAAGAAUUUUUUUUAUUCAAUUCGCAGAAUCAUCCGAAACGUAAGCUCAGGAUUCAAAUCGGAGAUCAGACGGAGGUGAAGCGAUGUCGUGUUCAUCGUCGUCGGCGUCGGAGGAAGAGGACGAGGGCACCGACUCCUACCGCAAAGGAGGCUACCACGCCGUCCGAGUCGGCGAUCCGUUCUCCGGAGGUCGGUACAUCGCGCAGAGGAAGCUCGGUUGGGGCGAGUUCUCCACCGUCUGGCUUGCUUACGACACGCGAUCCUCUAAAUACGUUGCUCUAAAGAUCCAGAAAAGUGCAGUACAAUUUGCUCAAGCUGCUCUUCAUGAGAUUGAAGUCCUUUCAGUUAUUGCUAAUGGUGACCCCUCAAAUUCCAAGUGUGUUGUGCGACUGAUUGACCAUUUUAAGCACACAGGGCCAAAUGGACAGCAUGUCUGCAUGGUACUAGAAUUUCUUGGUGAUAGUAUACUUCGGCUGAUCAAGUAUAACCGUUAUAAAGGGCUUGAAUUUAAUAAAGUUCGGGAGAUCUGCAAAUGCAUUUUGACAGGUCUGGAUUACAUGCAUAGAGAACUUGGUAUAAUCCACACAGACCUAAAACCUGAAAAUAUCCUUCUCUUUUCCACCAUUGAUCCUGCCAAAGACCCAAUCAGGUCUGGCCUAACCCCAAUUCUUGAAAGGCCUGAAGGAAACCCCACUGGUGGAGUUACUAUAAAUAGUAUUGAGAAAAAGCUGAAAGCAAGGGCAAGGAGAGCAGUGGCUAAAAUAUCAGGAAAAAGAGCUUCAAUGGGAGGAGAGACUCCAAAGGCUGAGAGAUCUCUGGACGGGAUUGAUGUGAGAUGCAAGAUUGUGGAUUUUGGAAAUGCAUGUUGGGCAGACAGACAAUUCACAGAAGAAAUUCAAACAAGGCAGUAUCGAGCUCCUGAAGUUGUGCUCAAGGCUGGGUACUCCACCUCUGUUGAUAUGUGGUCGUUUGCUUGCACUGCCUUUGAGCUUGCUACUGGUGACAUGCUGUUUGCUCCCAAAAAUGGACAAGGUUAUAGCGAGGAUGAGGAUCACCUUGCUCUGAUGAUGGAACUCCUUGGAAAAAUACCUCGGAAGGUAGCCAUUGGGGGAGCUCGAUCAAAAGACCUCUUUGACAGACAUGGGGAUCUGAAAAGAAUCCGAAGGCUGAAAUUCUGGCCACUUGACCGAAUACUGGUUGAUAGAUACAAAUUUUCUGAAUCUGAUGCACGUGAGUUUGCAGACUUUCUGGUUCCCCUUCUCGAUUUUGCACCAGAGAAGCGGCCAACUGCUCAGCAGUGCCUGCAACACCCAUGGCUCAAUCUCACCAAUUUGGCCGCGAAUGAGACCAAGAGCAAAUCUAACGUGGAGAAAUUAGAUGUUGGGAUGAGCAAACUUCAGAUUGAGGUGGGUAAGUGAAGAAGGGAAUGAAUGAAGGCGCCGGCACUCACUGCCCCGGAACCCGGACCUUUGCUAAGCCCCUCCCUCCACCUGCGUGAGUAUGUUUGUGAUUUAUUUUGGGUUUGUUAAGAUUUCAAUAAGAAUCAAUUUUUUUAUUAACUAAGAUGUAAAUUAGUGAAUGAUUAUUGUGAGGAAAUGACAUGAGGGAGACAAACUUGACUACCUUGUCUAACGAACUUAUUUAUUGUCACCACAACAGUAAUAUUAUUAAUUCAUGUUAAUAUUCCAA